AUGACGUGCAGGAUGAGUUAUUCGUUGUUUGGUUUCCUCAUCUGUCAGGACAAUAUAAGGGAUAGAGAAGAGUUUAAGAAUAAGAGGGCUAAGGCAUUGGGGGAUGAAUCCAGGCAGCAAAAGAGAAUUGCAAACCGGUCUUCUUACCAACACAAGAAGAAAGGACCUUCUCCAUCAUUUGUUGGUGCUCCUACAACAAGAAACAAAUGUAAGUACAAUAGUCAGAAUUCCGUGAAUUUCAGAGCUAGACCUGCAAAGUCGCAAAGUAGUAUGGCACAAGGGGGUACUAAGAAUCCUGCAUGUGCUGAGUAUGGUAGGAACAACUCAGGGAUAUGUCGUGAUGGCUCUACUGGUUGCUUCAAGUAUGGACAGAAUGGUCAUUUCAUGCGAGAAUGUCCAAAGAACAAGCAGGGUAGUGGUAAUAGGGGCAAUAGAGCUCAGUCUUCUUCAGUCGCUCCACCAGACAAAGCAGCACCUAGAGGGGCUACUUCUGAUACAGGUAACCAGGAUAGCAUCCAGUGUUUCGUUGAUCUAGUUGAGCAUCCAGAUUCUUGUGCUACAAUCACUGGAUGUGUUUGUGCUCCAUGA
Messenger RNA from Solanum stenotomum, 588 nucleotides. RefSeq lists its product as uncharacterized. The transcript has 4 exons. NCBI's taxonomy places the organism in Eukaryota, Viridiplantae, Streptophyta, Magnoliopsida, Solanales, Solanaceae. Bases 1 to 588 code for a protein of 195 amino acids. The record is from RefSeq and is a predicted model, not a curated record. Gene Ontology annotation, molecular function: nucleic acid binding; zinc ion binding.